AUGCAAAAAGGACGGUCAGCCCUAAUGAUAGCGGCAGCCCUGGGCUAUAUCGACGUGGUUUGCCUUCUCGUCUCUUAUGGAGCCGUUCUUAACAGUAAAGAUAAAAAUGGAAACACAGGUAAUAGUAAUGCUAUUCUAAUGACACAAUUCCUGAUAGAAAAGGGCGCAGAAAUCGAUUCACUAAAUAAUAGGAAUCAGACGCCGUUAGUGGUGGCGGCAGAGUUGGGUCACACAGAAGUGGCAGAAGUGCUCAUUAGAAGCGGCGCUGAUCUUCAGGUCCAAGAAAAGAGCGGAAGGACUGCUCUAUACGUGGCUUCGAGAGGAAGUUUUCAGGCAAUCGUUGAUAUGUUGAUAAGGGCUGAGAGGGAGAAGAUUCUGAAAUUGAAAAUAAAUAGAGACGGACUGAGACUUUCGCAAAACUCACGCAAAGAGACGUUUGAAUCGGAGGACUGCAACGAUAUCGAGGCCACCAAUCAUUGCGAGCAUGAAAUCAAUCAAAACAUAUCAUUAAAUCAUUUCAAAAAAAUAUUAUGGAAUCUCUCGCGGAAUCACUUGGAAAUGAAUGACUGGAAACGAUUGGCUCGUCUCUGGAGUUUCACCGAAGAACAGAUUAAAGCUAUUGAACAUCAAUACACGGGAAAGACUAGUUAUAAAGAGCACAGUUACCGAAUGAUGAUCAUUUGGCUCCACUCUCUGCCGCCCUCCAAGAAUCCAUUCAAUGAACUCUAUGAGGCACUCAUUGCCAUCAAUAGGAAAGAAAUUGCCGGUCAGUCAAAAAAGUGCGAAAGAAAGCAGAAGAAGGAAAUAUAUUCCGUUCCCAACGUUUCGGUUGUCAGUGUUUGCCCGGAAUUCCCGCAUCUCUUUGCCAUUACUGUUGCAUAUCUUAGAAACUAAUAUUCAAUUUUACAAUUUAUUCAAACG
Molecule: messenger RNA, 921 nt
Organism: Medioppia subpectinata
Lineage: Eukaryota; Metazoa; Arthropoda; Arachnida; Sarcoptiformes; Oppiidae
Source: the annotation of a GenBank genome assembly